AAGAACGGGAGUCUGAUAGAUCUUUAUAAGGGUGUGGAAGCUAGGGUUGUACGCUUCUUUUAGUUGAUCCUGCAGCGCCUCUUCUUCCCCCCUCUUUCUGCAUCCACUUCCAAGCUCCCAAAGGUACUUAGAAGGAGAGUGUGAAAAUGGUUGAGAAGACGAAGGGAAGGAAGGAGGAGGUGGUUACCAGAGAGUACACCAUCAACCUCCACAAGCGCCUCCAUGGCUGCACAUUCAAGAAGAAGGCUCCUAACGCCAUAAAGGAGAUCAGGAAGUUUGCCAAGAAGGCCAUGGGAACAAAUGACGUCAGGGUGGAUGUGAAGCUGAACAAGCAGAUCUGGAGCAGAGGCAUCAGGAGCGUCCCAAGAAGGAUCAGGGUUCGCAUUGCUCGCAAGAGGAACGACGACGAAGAUGCAAAGGAAGAGCUCUACUCCCUUGUUACCGUCGCUGAGAUCCCAGCCGAAGGACUGAGUGGGUUGGGCACCAAGGUCAUUGAAGAGGAUGAAUGAUCUAUUCAUUUCUGUUUCGAGUAAGCUACUCUCAUUAGGAAGAAAAGGGAAUUUUAUAUGCAUUUUUCGAAAGACCUUCAGAGUUUGUUGCCAAACUAAAGACUUACCUCAGUAGUUUGGUGUAUUUUUGUUUGGUUAAAUAUUCAGCAUCAGUAAUGUACGUUUUGGUUUUUAAGUGAUGUGCUUUUCUGGUUACUAGACA
Molecule: messenger RNA, 711 nt
Organism: Malus domestica (apple)
Lineage: Eukaryota; Viridiplantae; Streptophyta; Magnoliopsida; Rosales; Rosaceae
Product: large ribosomal subunit protein eL31
Biological process (GO): cytoplasmic translation
Cellular component (GO): cytosolic large ribosomal subunit; ribosome
Molecular function (GO): structural constituent of ribosome
Source: RefSeq, a predicted model, not a curated record